Messenger RNA from Pygoscelis adeliae (Adelie penguin), 354 nucleotides. Its product is annotated as claudin-4-like. Gene Ontology annotation, cellular component: bicellular tight junction; plasma membrane. Gene Ontology annotation, biological process: cell adhesion; bicellular tight junction assembly. Gene Ontology annotation, molecular function: structural molecule activity. The transcript has a single exon. The record is from RefSeq and is a predicted model, not a curated record. The annotation marks the transcript as partial. NCBI's taxonomy places the organism in Eukaryota, Metazoa, Chordata, Aves, Sphenisciformes, Spheniscidae.
GGGCAGAUGCAGUGCAAGGUCUACGACUCCCUGCUGGCCCUGCCGCAGGACCUGCAAGCCGCCCGCGCCAUGGUGGUUGUGGCCAUCGUCUUGGCCAUCCUGGGCACCCUGCUCGCCGUCGCCGGCGGCAAGUGCACCAACUGCGUGGAGGACGACACCGCCAAAGCCAAGGUCAUGAUCCUCUCCGGCGUCAUCUUCAUUGUCGCCGGCGUCCUCAUCCUCAUCCCCGUCUCCUGGUCGGCCAACACCAUCAUCCGGGACUUCUACAACCCGAUGGUCACUGACUCCCAGAAGCGGGACCUGGGGUCGUCCCUCUACGUGGGCUGGGCGGCCUCCGCGCUCCUGCUGCUGGGG